Messenger RNA from Myotis myotis, 1166 nucleotides. RefSeq names its product GPI transamidase component PIG-T-like. The transcript has a single exon. The annotation marks the transcript as partial. Gene Ontology annotation, cellular component: GPI-anchor transamidase complex. The record is from RefSeq and is a predicted model, not a curated record. Lineage: Eukaryota; Metazoa; Chordata; Mammalia; Chiroptera; Vespertilionidae. Gene Ontology annotation, biological process: attachment of GPI anchor to protein.
CCACUUAAAGUCAACAGCUCCCGCAACCUCAACCUCCAGCUCAAGUGGAAGAGCCCCCCGGAGAAUGAGGCCCCGCCAGUGCCCUUCCUGCACGCCCAGCGGUACGUGAGUGGCUCCGGGCUGCAGAGCGGGGAGCGGAGCACGCUGCUGUACAACACCCACCCGGACCGGGCCUUCCCCGUGCUGCUCCUGGACAUCGUGCCCUGGUACCUGCGGCUGUGUGUGCACACCGUUACCAUCACCUCCAAGGGCAAGGAGAACCAGCCAAGUUACAUCCACUACCAGCCUGCCCAGGACCGGCUGCAGCCCCACCUCCUGGAGAUGCUCAUUCAGCUGCCGGCCAGCUCGGUCACCAAGGUCUCCAUCCAGUUUGAGCGGGCGCUGCUCAAGUGGACGGAGUACACCCCGGACCCCAACCACGGCUUCUACGUCAGCCCGUCUGUCCUCAGUGCCCUCGUGCCCAGCGUGGUGGCGGCCAAGCCCGUGGACUGGGAAGAGAGUCCCCUCUUCAGCAGCCUGUUCCCAGUCUCCGACAGUUCCAGCUCCUUCCUGCGGCUCUACACGGAGCCGCUCCUGGUGAGCCUGCCAACGCCGGACUUCAGCAUGCCCGACAACGUCAUCUGCCUCACGUGCGCGGUGGUGGCCGUGUGCUACGGCUCCUUCUACAGCCUCCUCACCCGGACCUUCCACACCGAGGAGCCCAGAACGGGCGGCCUGGCCAAGAGGCUGGCUAACCUUAUCCGGCGUGCCCGCGGCGUCCCCCGCUCUGAGACCCUGAGACCUGACCCUCAUGGCCCGGCUGCUCUUUCUCUCUGGGGAGGGGUGCUGUGACCCCAAGGACUGUUUCUGGUACUUGCUCUCUCCAAAGUGCCCCUGGGCUAGGCCAGAGCUUAGAGCUGCACUGUGUAGUACAGUAGCAACCAGCCAACGUGGCAUUUGAAUUUAAGUUAAUUUAAAUUAAAAUUUCACUCCCCCCACUGUGCUAGCCACAUUUCAGGUGCUCAGUAACCAGAGUGGUUAAGUGGCUACUGUACUGGGCAAACAUUUCCAUCAGCGCAGAAAGUUCUCUUGGGCAGCACUGGCCUUGAUCCCGGCUGUGCUACCACGGUGGUGUGGUAGAUGGGAUUUACUGGUUGUGAAAUAAAAAAUGACUGUUUCCUUGAAAA